Messenger RNA from Osmerus eperlanus (European smelt), 984 nucleotides. RefSeq names its product arginine vasopressin induced 1 (gene avpi1). Gene Ontology annotation, biological process: positive regulation of MAPK cascade. NCBI's taxonomy places the organism in Eukaryota, Metazoa, Chordata, Actinopteri, Osmeriformes, Osmeridae. The record is from RefSeq and is a predicted model, not a curated record. The transcript is spliced from 2 exons. Bases 54 to 632 code for a protein of 192 amino acids.
CCUCCAUCCUCCCCCCCCCCCUCUCUCCUCCAGUUGCCAUCAGCCCCUGAGCCAUGGAGGGCGAUGCACCCCCGUCGGGUGAGGAUGGUCAGUCCCUGCUCUGGCGCCAAAGCAGGAAGACGGGCUGUUCCAACAUCUUUGCGGGGGUGAACCUGCGGCAGCUGCGGAGGCUGUUCCACGUGGCGGGGGACAGGGAUGCGGAGCACAGGGCUCGGCUGGUGUGGGGGCGAGGACGGGGAGGCAGGGGGGGAGGAGAGGAGGCGGAGGAGGCGGAGGAGGAGAGGAAGGAGGAGGAGGAAGGAGGCGUGCUAGCCCAGGCCCUGGUGGGGAUGAGAGCCAGAGCGAGGACCAGGAUGGGCCGGAGGGCAGAGGGACUCCGAGAACCUCGCUGGCUCAGAGCCUUCGGACAACUGAGGAUCAGAGAAGGCUCUCUGGUGCCCCCUGGAGGCGAGGAGGGGGACGACCCCACCCCAGACCAGUCAGCUGACGCGGAGGGACCAUUGGUUGAGACGGAGAGAACCUGUGAGAGACCACCCUGCUCACCCGGUGGGUUUACCACCUGGAGGUCAGGGGUCAACCGACAGGAAGUAAAGAAGGAUCCGGAACGCUACCUCCAUCGCAUCCUCCACUGACCUCACAACCCCUUCUCCACCAAUCGGUGUGGGGCAUUGUUAUUUCAGAGUGGUUGUUUCCGGGAGGACAAGCGGACCAAUCAACCAAUCAAGAUACCUUUUGACUCAUGUUCUGGCGCUGAUUGACGCUGUCAAUCAAAAGCUGUGACAUCAUGAAGACCCUAUCGACAUAGUAAGUCUGAGCAAGACAACCACAGUUCUAUCUCACUGUGUGUGUGUGUGUGUGUGACACACUAAAGUCACGCCGAGAAGCUGCAAGGUCUAAGACAAUGUCCUUCACCCCCAAUUAAAAACCUGACAAGGGUUUUGUAUUAAUAAUUAUGUUGUUGUAAUGUUUCAUUAAAUACAUACA